AUGCGCAAGCUGCCUCUCUUUGCACAAUUCCGCCUUUGGAAAGUUUUUCUUCGUUGGCGCAAAGUGAUCCGCUACGCCCAAAUCGCACGCUGUCAAAAGUUUCUUGAGGAUAACCUCUUCAUCGCUAAUCCGACAUUGCGGCCUGCUCUUCUCAAUCUUCGGGAAAUGUGCUACAGCAUCGCCGGAAUGACUUUGUGUCGUGUUGACAGGAGUAAGACAGCAACACUCUUGGAAUUUCUCGGGAAUCAAAUGCUUCAACUCUCCGAGGUCAAUCUCAGACUGCAGGAGUUCCAUGAUGUGACUAAAGAGAUCGUUCGUAAUGCGUGUAGAACGGCUCUCUUGGAGUACGGGUUUAUGCCCGACGACUAUUUCUACGAUGAGUCAGACUUGCCUAAAAAUCUAGGUCGGAAUAUGUAUGAUGUGGACGAGUUGAUUGACGCCUGCAAACUGACCUCCAAGCGUCUGCAGCUGGAGCCCAUUCCCUACGACGCCGACCACCCUCUUGUGGGCUCCGCGAUGAAGCCCAUCGCCACGGCGCUCAAACAGAUGCGCAACAAUCGCUACAAACUGGAACGCCGCUGUCAAAAGAUUAAAUUGCAGGCUCCAGGUGGAAAGAAUUCCUACUUUCUCCAAUGUGGAGACACUGAUUGGUUCUCCACCUCUGUCGGGAAGAUGUCCUUCACAGAACAGGCGAGAAAACGCAAAAAGUGCAAACGACUUACCUGCUUCGUUCUACUGGUGGACUACCUCAUCCUGAAUACGAUGCACACGCUGGCCAAGAAUUCCACAUUCCUCUUCAGUCGGGUCCUAGAGGAGGAGUCGGCGUCGAUCCCCAGCGCCGAGCAAAUCGCGGCCUUCCGCAUCGACGUGAAGCUGGUCCUCCAUCCCGAAGACGACAGCGAGUCCGAAGACAACUUCGACGCCACCGUCAAGCAGCCGGAAGCGAAAACUGAGGGAGGGGAGGAGGCGGCGGCGACGGCGACAGAAACGGAGAAGCCGCAGGAGAAUAAUCAAAAUGACUCCGAUGCGGUCAGUGCCCAUUCUAAUUAUUCCGAAGGGCCACAGUGCGUCUUUCCGGACCAGGGCGGACCCGAGCCAGCACCCGGACCCUCCGAAAACCCCGCCAAGCCCCCGCUAUUUUUGAACGAGCUGCUCCUCCAAAAUAGCCAACUCUGCGCCGUUCCCUCAGAGGACCAAUUUUCCGAAGGCAUCUCCAACAUUCUCAGUCGUUUCCAGGACACCAUGAUGACCUUGUCCAAUUUUGCCAACGAUCCCUAUUUCGACGCCUUUUCCCGUCCGAUCAUAAAUAACAAGCAAGAGGAAAAAACUACUGGCGCAGGACCGCAGUUGCGCGACGUCUUUAACGAAGACGUGGAACUCCAAACACUCAUCGCGGGUAUCCAGGAGAGUCUUCGAAAGUCGUUCGUCGCUGUUCGACACUACAUCGAUACGUUCAGUGAAAUCAACGAGUUCUUCAAGGAAAACGAAUCAGUCACGGCUGAGGCGCUUCAAGCUGAGCGUGAAGGUAACUUGAAGCUUCUGUUUCAAAUACCAAUGGGUGCUGGCGUCCCAGACGGGCUAGGACAUUCCGUCCGCGUGUCCGUCGCUUGUGCGAACGUAACCCCCUUCCCCUCUCACCACCAGCGCAAAUUCCUCUCUGAUUGGUCAAUGGUGGUCGCCGCCUACGUGGAAGGGGGUUCACUGUUGUCGGACUUCCUGUCCAAUUGGCUCCCGAACUUUGAAAAGAACAAGGGAUUUAACUGGAGUAAACAGGAUUCAAGCAGGCAAUGCACAACACCGAUGGGCUAUUCGACUGUCACCCACCUCCAUAUAUCCGAGUUCUACGUUUUAUCCAUGACACUGAAGCAUAACAUGCAGGCGUCCUUGCUUUUAUCCACAGACACUGAUUUCUUUCGCGAAAAAUUGGCAAUCUUCAGCCGGCAGGUUGAAAUGACAAACCUCAUCCCCUUGAACCGCGAAGUCGGCAUCUUCAACAUGGAUACGAGCGUCUUCAAGAACACCGUCGUGCCUUCGCCCUUGCGGUGUCUCGACUGCGUCUACGCCAUUCUGCCGUCGAUCGCUCGCGGGGAGGUCGACAGACUCACCAAGGAGACCCAGGAGGCUGAAUACACCCUGGCGCAGGCCCUGACGACAGCUGUGGACUACGUCAAUCACCUGACUUUCCUGCGGCAGAUCCAACUUCGUAUUGAGCCGUUGGAACAGGAGGCAGAUGCUAUUCGCUCAAUGUACGAAUUGAUCGACCUCUUUAAAGUUCCAACGCCUCCAGAAGACAUCGCGGUUUACCAGACACUGGUUCCGGGAAUCGAGCGAACCACCACAGCGAUCGACAGGGCCCUUGCGGAACGCGACGAAACUGUCGACGUGUUUUUCACUUGCCUUAACAGAGACAUUGGUGAACUCGUCAACGAUGUCAAGGAGGCCAAACAGGCAGUUGGGAACCCAAUGCUAUUCGACACCACGCAAAAUCGUGAUACUGUCCUCGAAGAACUGGAUCGGCUUCAGGAUAUUGUGACUGAACAGCAGUCCCGUUACCUGACCUACAAAGACUACCAGAAGAGUUUUAAGGACCUCACUUUGCUUAUCAGUGGAACACCUCUUGAGGAUCAAAUCUUGAGUCGUCCUGGCGUGCGAGCGAACAGUUUCACGGAGUGGCUUGGGAAGCUGUAUCCCAAUAUUGUCAAGGUGGAACAGCCACGCUACGUUGAUCUGGAGGAGCUGUUUUCGGAGCUUCGCCUGAAACGUCUCCUUUGGAGCAGCAUGGAUGAAUGGGAUGCAAUUUGCAUGAAGUGGGAUGAAGUCGAGUUCAAGACGCUGGAUCCCGAAGAAGUCACUUCGACGACGAUGAAGUACGUGAAGUCAGUAGCGCAGCUGGACAAGGGACUGCCCGCCAACGACGUGGUUCCCAUUUUGCGCUACAAAGUCGACCAGAUGCGAAGUAUUCUUCCAACGAUCAGUGAUUUGCGAAACCCAGCCUUGAAGGACCGGCAUUGGGAGCUGUUUGAGGACCUCUUAGGCUUCAAAGUAGCUGCUCUCGAUUCACCACUGACCCUCGGCAUGCUAAAACAGUUGCACGCCUUCGAAAAGGUCGAUGAGAUCCGUGAAAUCGCCGGAAUGGCUAGCUCUGAGGCGAGUCUCGAAGCACUUCUCAAGAAGGUUGAAAACUCAUGGAAAUCAACAGAAUUUAUUGUGAUCCCCUAUAAGACCUACAAGGACGUCUACGUACUGGGGGGUACUGACGAGGUUCAGCAGCUGUGGGACGAUUCAAACAUCAGCAUCUCCACGAUCGCCUCGUCGAAGCACGUCGGUCCGAUCCGACCGCAAGUGGACGAUUGGGUGCAGAAACUUGCUCUGUUUGGUGAAACACUGGCAAGUACUUCUCUUCGCUUUCCACCCUUUGAUUUUGCACCGGAGCAAUGGCUUGACUGCCAGCGCGGUUGGAUGUAUCUGGAGAGCAUAUUCUCGGCUCCCGACAUUCAGCGUCAACUGCCGAGCGAGGCGAAGAGUUUCAUGGCCCUGGACAAGUCCUUCAAGGAGGUGAUGCGGAAGGUGCAGAAGGUGCCUCUUGCGAUGCGAGCGGCCACGACUCCAGGCCUGCUGGACACCUUCCGCAACAACAACGUCCUGCUGGAACAGAUUCAAAAGUGUCUGGAAGCCUAUCUGGAAUCCAAGCGAGUCAUAUUCCCUCGCUUCUACUUCCUUUCCAAUGACGAAUUGCUAGAGAUUUUGGCGCAGACACGUAACCCCCUUGCAGUGCAGCCUCAUCUGCAAAAGUGUUUUGAUGCGAUCGCCCGUCUGGAAUUCGUUCCUAAUCCUAGAUUCGACGGCGGACCUGACGAACCGCAGUUCACCAACGACAUAAGCGCCAUGGUAUCAGCCGAAGGCGAAAGCGUUUCUCUGGGCAAGGUAAAGUCUCAAUCGCCCCUCUUCCUGCUUAGUCUGAAGUUGGUUUUGGUGAAGUUUGUCCAUGGUUUCAAAGCCCGCGGGAACGUUGAGGACUGGCUAGGCAAGGCAGAAGAGUGCAUGGUUACGAGCCUCCGGAAGGGCAUGAAGGAGGCCCUGGCUGACGUAGACACCAUGUCUCGUGAUGAUUGGCUCGUUGCACACACUAAUCAGAUUACACUCACCGUGGAACAGCUGAUCUGGGCACGUGACGUUCACGGAAUCCUCGAUAAUCCUGAGAGCGGACCGGAGGAACGCCUGAACGGCCUCAGGGCUUACGAGGAGCACUCGUUCGAAACUUUGAAUAACCUGGCGAAGUUGGUGAGAGGGUCUCUGCCAAAACUAAUCCGCAUGAUGUUCUGCUCGCUGAUAACAAUUGACGUCCACGCUCGCGACAUGAUCACCUCCAUGAUAGAACAGGAGGUCACUUCUUCCACGAACUUCGAGUGGCAACGGCAGCUUCGGUAUUAUUGGGACGAGACAAUCGACAACUGCGUGGUGCGCAUGUCCACCUCGCGCUACGUUUACGGCUACGAGUACUUGGGCGCCUCUCCUCGUCUAGUCAUCACUCCACUCACCGACAGAUGCUACCUCUGCCUGAUGGGAGCCCUGCAACUUGACCUGGGCGGAGCACCUGCGGGUCCAGCUGGAACGGGGAAAACCGAGACCACCAAGGACCUGGCGAAGGCGCUGGCGAAGCAGUGCGUCGUCUUCAAUUGUUCCGACGGUUUGGACUACAAGAUGAUGGGUCGGUUUUUCUCCGGCCUCGCCCAGUCCGGUGCGUGGUGUUGCUUCGACGAGUUCAACCGAAUCGACAUCGAAGUGCUCUCCGUCAUCGCUCAACAACUCAUCACCAUCAAAAAUGCCAAGUCAGCUAAGGUGAGUCGUUUCCUGUUCGAGGGUCGGGAGAUCAAGCUCAAUCCGUCCUGCGCUGCCUUCAUCACCAUGAAUCCUGGCUACGCCGGCCGCACUGAACUGCCGGACAACUUGAAGGCCCUCUUCAGACCUAUCUCCAUGAUGGUGCCGGAUUACAAGCUCAUUGCUGAGGUGAUUCUCUACUCAGAAGGCUUCGAGUCGUCAAAGAACCUCGCCCUGAAGAUGACCCAGAUGUACAAGCUCUGCAGUGAACAGCUCUCCAAACAGGACCACUAUGAUUUCGGUAUGCGCGCGCUCAAGUCCGUGCUUGUCAUGGCCGGUUCCUUGAAACGCGAGAACGCAGACAAACCGGAGGACGCGGUGCUUAUUCGAGCCCUGCGCGACAGCAACCUGCCCAAAUUCCUCGUCCAAGACGCCAUUCUCUUCACGGCAAUUCUGCAAGAUCUCUUCCCGGGUGUAGAGGUCCCCGAACAUGACUACGGCCAAUUCCAGACCGUUGUGGAGGAAGUCGCGGUCAAGUCCGACCUCCAGGUGGUUCCGUCGCAGGUGGCCAAGGUCAUCCAGUUCUACGAGACCCUGGUGGUGCGCCACGGCGUCAUGCUGGUUGGUCCGACGGGCGGUGGCAAGACAACCGUCUACCGCAUUCUCGCGGAGACACUCGAGACCCUCUCAAAGAUGCCCGAAAUGGCAGAAAAGAACAACAAUUAUAAACCUGUCAAGGUGUACGUGCUGAACCCCAAAUCGAUCACCAUGGGGGAGAUCUUCGGGGAGGUUGAAAUAUCAACAAUGGAAUGGCACGACGGUCUGAUGGCCUACAUGGUCCGGCAAACCUGCAUUGAUCCAACUACAGACCACCAGUGGAUCAUCUGCGAUGGACCCGUUGACGCCCUGUGGAUCGAGAACAUGAAUACUGUGCUGGAUGACAACAAGAUGCUUUGCUUGGCGAAUUCGGAGCGCAUCAAACUCACACCCUGGGUCCACAUGCUCUUCGAGGUGUCGGACCUGGCUGUCGCGUCGCCCGCCACCGUCAGCCGCUGCGGUAUGGUGUACGUGGACCCAGACGACCUCGGCUGGCUGCCUUACGUGAAGGUGAAUGCUGAGUUUUUCUGGUCACUUCUCAAGUCCUGUAAUUCGAGGCCGAGGCGCCGAGACGCUAGUUUUUGUUCCUCAGACAUCGUGGCUGCAGUCACGUCUGCACCAGAUUACUGCUUCCGCUCAAACGAGGAGUGUAGGGGACCAACGUGGCUGAAUUCUCUGAAGGACAAGCUAAACGACAAUGUGCGUCAGUACAUAUUGAGAUUGUUCGAAAGAUUCGUUGAAGGUGGUUUGAAGGCCAUCAUGAAGCUGCCAACCGUCAUUCCGCAGGUCCCGAUAGCUCGGGUGAAGACGAUGUGCGUUCUCAUGGAGGUAGCCCUCACACACCCAGGGGCGCCGGACGUGGGGACCGGCGAAAUCCAGAAACAGCAGCCUGUCAUCGCCAUGAUCUUCGUCUUCGCCCUCCUCUGGGGUCUGGCUGGCAACAUGCCCCCCAGCCAGGACCUCUGGUCUUGCUACGUUGACACGAAACUCAGACGUUUCGACGUGUGGGAGAGGCUUCUUCCAAAGUUCGUGUACGACAAAAAUGUGCCCUUCUUUAACUGCCUCGUGCCUACGGUGGACACAGUGCGGUAUGGGUACAUCUUGAAGCAGCUCCUUCGUGCAGGCCAAUCAGUGCUUUACACUGGCAAUACAGGCGUCGGAAAGACCGCAAUAGCACGUGCUACUCUAGACGAGACCUGCGAGGAAUCGAACUACGUCCCCAUUUUCAUAAACUUCUCCGCCCAGACAAGCAGCAAACGCACUCUAGAAAUGAUUGUUGAUAAGUUAGAAAAGCGCCGCAAGAAUGUUCUGGGAGCGCCGAAGGGUAAGAGGGUGAUUCUCUUUGUGGACGACCUCAACAUGCCGAAGCUGGAUACCUACGGUAGCCAGCCGCCCAUUGAACUGCUCCGCCAAAUCCAGGACUUUGGCGGGUUCUACGACUGCGAAAAGCUGACCUGGCUCUCCAUUGAGGAUGUGACCUUGUCCGCAGCCUGUGGACCCCCAGGCGGAGGCAGAAAUCCCAUCACCUCGCGACUGGUCCGCCAUUUUAGUGUCCUCGCCAUUCCGUCUCCGGCAGAGAUCACCUUGAAGCACAUUUUCUCAUCCAUCAUGACGGGUUUCAUGUUGGAUUUUGCGCAAGCACUGCGACCGCUCGCCGACUCGAUUGUCAACGGCGCCGUGGACAUCUACGGACGCAUGACAUUGGAGCUUCUGCCGACGCCAGCAAAGUCGCACUACGUCUUCAAUCUGCGGGACCUCUCUAAGUGCAUUCAGGGCAUUCUUCAGACAAACCCCCUGUCGAUUCGAGACAAGGGCUGCAUGACUCGGCUCUUCUACCAUGAGUGCAGCCGAGUCUUCCAUGAUCGUCUGGUUGACGAUACCGACCGCAUGUUCUUCAACACCAUACUUGCGGAAACGGCUACCAAAUACUUUAGCGAGAACGUUGAACCGCAAAGCUUUUCGCAGAACCCCCUGUUCUUCGGCGACUUCAUGUCGUUUGGAGCUCCUCGUGAAGAUCGACUCUACGAGCAGAUCACCGACAUGGACAAACUGAAGGGAAUUAUGCAGGAGUACCUCGAUGAUUACAACAUGGUGUACACCAAGGAGACUCGUAUCGUCUUCUUCGUGGACGCCAUUCAGCACAUCUGCCGGAUAGCAAGGAUGCUCAGACAAGAUCGUGGAAACGCGCUCUUAGUCGGUGUGGGUGGAACGGGGAAGCAGUCUCUGACAAAACUGGCGGCUCACAUAAACGGUUACCAAUGUUUUUCAAUCGAACUUUCGCGAGGCUACAACUAUGAGUCCUUCCACGACGACCUCCUGAAGCUCUACGUGUGGACCGGAGUGGAGAAUAAGCCCACCGCCUUCCUCUUCACCGACAACCAGAUCAUCAUGGAGGAGUUUGUCGAGGACCUCAACAACAUCCUCAAUUCGGGCGAGGUGCCGGGACUCCUGGACGCGGAGAACUACGAAAAGCUCAUCAUUGGUUGUCGUUCGGCCGCGAAGAACGCGGGCAUAGCCGAGGGGAACCGCGACGCCAUUUACAAGUUUUGCAUCGACCGAGUGAGGAACAAUCUCCACCUGGUGCUAGCCAUGUCCCCUGUGGGGUCGGCCUUUCGCUCGCGGUGUCGAAUGUUCCCCUCAUUGGUCAACUGCUGCACCAUCGACUGGUUCAUGGAGUGGCCAGAGGAGGCGUUGUAUGGGGUAGCCAAGUCUUCGUUCGCAUCGCUGGAAAUAGACUCUACCGAAAUCAAGGACAAGAUAGCUGAGCUGUGCACAUUUUCGCAUAUGACGGCGUCUACAUUGGCCGUUCGAUUCUUCGAGGAGCUGAAACGACACUACUACACAACACCGACCAGCUACUUGGAGCUGCUCUCCGUCUAUAGAGUAAUGAUUGACAACCGUCGAAACCAGCUGAAGACGAUGCAAGGCAAAUUCAAGAAUGGUCUUGACAAAAUCCAGGAAACCAACGACCUUGUGACCCACAUGGAAAAAGACCUCACGGCCCUGAGGCCCAAAUUAGAGCAGAAACAAAAGGAUACAGAGAAGCUUAUGAACAAACUCAGCGAAGAUCAAGAAAAAGCCGAUGUCGUGCGGAAUAAGGUAAAGGAGGACGAAGCCGAUGCCAAGCAGAAGGCCAUGGAGACUCAAGCAAUCGCUGACGACGCCCAGCAGGACUUGGACGCUGCAAUGCCCGCACUUGAUGCCGCCAACAAGGCUCUCGACUCCCUUGACAAGAACGACAUCUCCGAGAUUCGCGUCUUCACGAAGCCGCCACAACUCGUGCAGACCGUCAUGGAGGCGGUUUGUUUGAUGUUGGGGCAAAAAACCGACUGGACCACGGCCAAGACAGUCCUGGGUGACAGCAACUUCCUGCGCAAACUAGUUGAGUAUCCGAAGGACACCAUCUCGGAUGCUUUGCUCAGGAAACUCCAGAAGUACGUCGACAACCCAGACUUUGUUCCCUCGGUUGUCGAGAAGGUCAGCAAGGCUUGCAAGUCGUUGUGCAUGUGGGUCCGUGCACUGGAACUCUACGCCCGUGUCUACAGAACUGUCGAGCCAAAGAAAAAACGACUGGAAGAGGCGAACAAGGAACUAGACGUCGUAGUCUCGAAGCUCCGCGAGAAACAGGCAGCUCUCAAGGAGGUGGAGGAUAAGAUCAGCGCACUCCAGGCCACCUACGAUAAGUCGGUUGGUGAGAAAAAGGCCCUCGAGCACAAUCUGGCGUUGACAGCAGCCCGUCUCAAACGUGCCGGGAAACUGACCACUGCCUUGUCCAGCGAAAAAGAACGCUGGAACGAAUCUAUUGGGGUCUACGACGCCCAGCUUAACAACCUUGUCGGGGACGUAUUCAUCGCGGCUGCCUGCGUCGCCUACUACGGUGCCUUCACUACCGAGUAUCGGGAGGACAUGGUCAGGGCCUUGGUUGACAAAUGCGUGGAACUCGAAGUCCCUGUUAGCGAGAAUGUCGGCUUGUUCAAUGUCCUUGGUGACGCCUUUGAAUUGAGGCAAUGGAAUUCGCAAGGCCUUCCAAGAGACCAAGUCAGCACAGAGAAUGGUGUUCUAGUUGCUCACUCACGCCGCUGGCCGCUAAUGAUCGAUCCACAGGAACAAGCCAAUCGAUGGAUACGUACGAAGGAAUCCGAGAACGGAAUACGCGUCGUCAAGGCAACCGACGGCCAGAUGCUUCGAAUUCUAGAAAACGCCAUUCGAACCGGGUGUCCGGUGUUAAUGGAGGAUGUGGGUGAGACCCUGGAUCCAGCUUUGGAACCGAUUCUGCUGAAACACACCUACAUCAAGGCCGGCCGGCUGCUUAUUCGAUUAGGUGACAGCGAGGUGGACUACGACAAGAACUUCAAGCUCUACAUUACUACGAAAUUGCCCAAUCCCCACUACAUGCCUGAGGUGUCCAUCAAGGUCACACUCAUUAAUUUCACCGUCACACCACUAGGUCUGGAAGACCAACUGCUAAGUGAGGUCACCCGAUUAGAGAGACCGGAGCUCGAGGAGCAACGCAUUGAACUGAUUGUGCUCAUCAACGCUGACAAGAUCACCCUCCAACAAAUUGAAGACAAGAUUCUGCAGUUGCUCUUCGAAUCGGAAGGCAACAUUUUGGACAACGAGGCGUUGAUCAACACCCUGAACGAGUCGAAGACGACCUCGACGGAGAUCGCCAAGCGGCUGGUGGAGGCAGAGGCCACGGGCGAGAUGAUAACGCAGGCGCGUUCCAAGUACGUGCCCAUCGCCGCACGAGGCUCCGUUCUCUACUUCGUCAUCAGCGCACUGGCCGAAAUCGAUCCGAUGUAUCAGUUUUCUUUGAAGUACUUCACAUCGCUCUUUAGUCAGACAAUAGAAAAUUGUCCUCAAGACGAGACAGUGGACCGCGCAGAGGCACUCAUUGACGCCGUAACCCUUGCAACCUACAAUAACGUCGCUCGCAGUCUCUUCGCGCAGCACAAACUUGUUUUCUCCUUCAUGUUGUGCACCAAGAUCAUGUUGCACGAUGGCGAGAUUUCCCAGGCUGAGUGGGACUACCUCAUUGGCAGUGCCACGCAGUCCGAAUUCAGCGGACCAGCCCAGCCUGAAGAAACUCUUAGCUGGCUCGGAGUCCGCCAGUGGCGAGCCAUCUGCGGUCUUGAGGCCGCACUUCCAGACCAGUUCAAGGGCCUCUCCGAGGACGUCACCCAGAACGUGAUAUCCGUCGACUUCCGAGCUCCUGAUGACUCCCCUACAGAGGGUCUUACGGUUGCCCUAAGUCCCCCGGAGGAACUGCAACUUCCAGUCGGCGACUGGGACGAACGGCUCACGCCCUUCCAGAAGACCAUCCUCGUGAGAGCCAUCAAGGACGAGGACUUUGUGGCCGCCGUGACGGAAUUCGUUAGGAUUCAGCUGGGACGACAGUUCAUUGAAACGCCCGCAACCGAUUUGCCGCUGCUGUACGCCAACAUGGAUUCGGUCACGCCGCUAGUGUUUGUCCUCUCCACGGGCUCGGAUCCGAUGGCGCAGCUUCAGCGUUUCGCAAAGCAAAUGAACUACUUGGAACGCGUCCACUCGGUGUCUUUGGGUCAGGGUCAGGGCGUGACAGCGGAAAAACUAAUGACGAAGGCCGCGGAAGCUGGCGACUGGGUUUUCCUACAGGCGAGUUGCGGGCUAUCGAACUGCCACUUGGCGGCAUCGUGGAUGGUCCGUAUGGAGGAGAUAAUUAAGAAGCGGUCCGAAGCACCCGACAGCGUCCACCCGGACUAUCGCCUCUUCCUCAGCUCCAUGCCCGCCAAGUCCUUCCCCAUCACCGUGCUGCAGAACUCCGUUAAGGUCACCAACGAACCCCCGAUGGGGAUCAGGGCCAACGUCCGACGAGCUCUCAACGACAUCUCUUGCGAGUUCUUCGAGGACAAUGUACUCGAUGUUGAUUGGCGUCGUGUCGUCUUCGGCAUGUGUCUGUUCCAUGCGGUGAUUCUUGAGAGGAAGAAGUUUGGUCCCUUGGGCUGGAACAUCCCCUACGAGUUCAGCGAUUCCGAUCGUGAAUGCGCCCUGCUCAAUCUAAACCUCUUCUCCGAUGAAAACGGAUUUGCGUGGGACGCGCUCAAAUACAUCACUGCUGAGAUUACCUACGGCGGUCGCGUGACGGAUGCAUGGGACAAGCGAUGUCUCACGGUGAUUUUAAGUCGCUUCUUCUGCGAAGACAUGCUCAAACCGGACUACCGCUUCUCCGAAUCCGGUCUCUUCUAUGCACCCGACUACGAUACGCUAGCGGAAUUCCAGGAGUAUGUUGAAACCUUCCCCAUCUUGGAUCCCACGGAGAUCUUCGCCAUGCACGAAAACGCGAACCUUCUUUUCCAACAAAAGGAAACUGUUAAGCUUCUUAGCACCAUACUUGAGAUGCAGCCGAAGUCGAGCAAGGGGAAACAGGGCAAGACCCCGGAUGAGGUCGUCUUGGAGCUGGCCGGCAACAUCCUCGGGAGCCUGCCCAAGUACAUUGACAAAGAGAAGGCCCGGCCUGACCUCUUCAACCUCGACCGCAAGGGUCGCGUCAACUCGCUCACCACCGUCCUCGUGCAAGAAGUGGACCGGUAUAACAAAUUGCUCAGGAUCAUCGAGACGUCACUUAUCCAACUGCAGAAGGCGGUGAAGGGUUUUGUUGUCAUGUCUGAGGAGUUAGAACUCAUCUACACCGCAUUCCUCAUCAAUGCUUUGCCAAGUUUGUGGGAGAACGCGGCCUAUCCAAGUCUGAAACCGCUGAGUGCUUGGGUGAAAGACCUCAUCCUCAGGAUUGAGUUCAUCAACAUCUGGGUAAUCAAUGGUGCGCCAACGUCCUUCUGGAUAUCGGGAUUCUUCUUCCCUCAAGGUCAACACGAGGAGUCAUUUGGGCGUCCCCGCUCCGUAGACGAGGACCUGCCGGUGCAAGUCAUCACCGGAAAUCCUCGACUAAAGACAGGAGAACCAGACGACGAGGUUGGAUGCUGCAGAACAAACGGUCUGACUUUGCAACCCGAUGCGGCGUUUGGGUGUGCAGCAGAUGUUGGUGCGGCAACAUUCAUUCUCUGCCUGCACACAAUAAAGAUGCACACCUCGUGA
Molecule: messenger RNA, 12486 nt
Organism: Mesocestoides corti
Lineage: Eukaryota; Metazoa; Platyhelminthes; Cestoda; Cyclophyllidea; Mesocestoididae
Source: the annotation of a GenBank genome assembly